This is a messenger RNA of Nicotiana attenuata, 513 nucleotides long. RefSeq lists its product as uncharacterized. The coding region runs from base 1 to 513 and encodes 170 amino acids. Gene Ontology annotation, molecular function: nucleic acid binding. The record is from RefSeq and is a predicted model, not a curated record. Gene Ontology annotation, biological process: DNA integration. Lineage: Eukaryota; Viridiplantae; Streptophyta; Magnoliopsida; Solanales; Solanaceae. The transcript is spliced from 2 exons.
AUGCCCUCCGAGAUUUUGUGCGGUAAUGGAAAGCAGUUCAUCGGCAGCAAGGGGACUAAAUUUCUCGAGGAUCACGAGAUCAAAAGGAUUCUAUCAACACCUUAUCAUCCCAGCGGGAACAGACAAGCUGAAUCGCCCAACAAAACUACCAUCCAAAAUCUUAAGAAGAGACUAACCUACGCCAUAGGGAAAUGGAAAGAAAUCCUACCCGAGGUUUUUUGGGCAUACCGCACAAUGUUGAAGUCUAGUACUGGAGCCACCCCAUUCUCAUUAGUUUAUGGCGCCGAAGCUCUAAUAUCGGUCGAGGUCGAAGAACCUAGCAAUAGGUUCCAAUAUGCAAUGGCAGAGUCAAAUAACAAGGCCAUGAACACGAGCCUAGAAUUGUUGGAUGAAAAACGUGAAGUCGCCCUCGUCCGAUUGGCUGCUCAGAAACAACAGAUCGAAAGGUUAUCGACAAGGAGCGCCACGAAGCCUUUAGGUCUGAAAGCACGCGUUGCACUCUUUUUUCCUUGA